GAUAAUAAAUAGUUAUAAUAUCUUUAACGCAGAUUGAUUUGAAAAGAGGAAUAGCAAAUCUAAUGUUUCUGUAUUAGCUUCGAGGAUGUAUUUGGGUCUAACAGUAACUACUAUUCUUAAAAACAGUAGUGUUAAUAUUUGAUAUUACGUUAUUUUAGGUUUUUAGCUACCUUGUUUUGGAUGAUUCUGUAACGUGCAAAUUUUGCUAUUGUCACGUGGUCCGAUAGUGUGAGAGUCAACACUUUGGCAGAUGAGUGAAAAGAAGCGCAAGCACGUUUCUCCAGAUCACAAAAAUUAUGUGAAUAAAACAGUUCGGUCAACAAAAGAUGAAGAUAUCUCCAAAACGAAUGUAGACCUGCAUAUUUCUCCUUGGUAUUUGACACCAGUUUUAGCUGAUAAAUAUUAUCAGCAUACUGAAAGUGAAAAUGUGUACGUUGCAGAAGUUCUAGAUCAGAAGAUGACAGCCCAGUUAGUUAAAACACUUUCAAGUCAGUAUCCCUUGACUGGUUUGUCACAUGUAAAAAGGGUUAGAGCUCGAGCAAAUGGUAAAAAAAAUGCAGGUCUAGAGAUCAUCAUAUGUCGGGCCAUAGAUGUUAACAUCAAUCAUUUGGAUUCUUCUUCCACCAGUAUACAAACAGAGAAGAUAAUGAAGACUGAUGUGUCUCACUUGAAUGCUCUCUCCGAGUUUUGUAAAUUGUUUGUUGUCCCAAAAUAUCCACCACUCACUCGUAAACAGUAUGAACAGAGCAGUCAGUUGUGGCCUGUCCAGUUUCAUGAGGACAAGUACAUUGCCAGAGUGAUGAACAAUCAAGUCUUCACCACUAGUGAAUUGAACUUUAUUGAACAAAACAUGUCCUUGGCACUAAAACUUGCUAUGGUUAGUAAGUGCCAUGUAGGUGCUGUAGUUGUAGACCCAGCAACUAAGACUGUGGUGGCCAGAGCCCACGACUUUAGAAAUAAACACACUCUGCAGCAUGCUGUGAUGGUGGCAAUAGACUUGGUGGCACAAGGCCAAAAUGGUGGAGCUUGGAAUCGGUAUGGCUUACAAAUAGGACCAAACCUCCAAGAAGCAGAAUCUUUGAAUGAUUCCUGUAUAAAGAGAGAGAACCACACAACAUCUCAGUCCCUGGAUGAAUGUUGCGGUAAAGAUUGUAGACUUACCAAAACUAGCCCAUAUCUUUGUACAGGAUAUGAUCUAUAUGUAACAAGGGAGCCCUGUACAAUGUGUGCUAUGGCGUUGGUCCAUUCUAGGAUCCGUAGAGUGUUUUAUGGAGUUUCCACACCUUGGGGUGCAUUAGGUAGCCGGUAUAAGAUCCAUGUUUGGGAAGGAUUAAAUCACCACUUUGAAGUGUGGAAGGGGGUGUUGGAAAAACAGUGUCAGCUAUGAUGUUAGAAAACUUGACCUGAUGACCAGAUUCGCCCUCAUCAGAGGACACAUUUUUUGGCCUUUCCAGUGUUGCAGCAUGGUAGCUGUGUCGUUGAUUAGUAGCUGGUUGGGCCGUGUUGGGAGGUAAAGACAUGUGGCGGCCCAGUUUUGCUGACCCUGGUUCCAGGAGAGACUAUUGACAAAAGAUUAUCCAGUUAUUAUUCUGCGAUGACUUAUGAUACAAUUUUAACUCUGUAUAUAGGUAGUUUGAAUUCAUGGAGCAAAGACAACAUUGUGAUUGAGAUUAAAGAAGUUUUCUUGAAUAAUUUAA
Molecule: messenger RNA, 1697 nt
Organism: Limulus polyphemus (Atlantic horseshoe crab)
Lineage: Eukaryota; Metazoa; Arthropoda; Merostomata; Xiphosura; Limulidae
Product: probable inactive tRNA-specific adenosine deaminase-like protein 3
Exons: 10
Coding region: 251-1387 (378 amino acids)
Cellular component (GO): nucleus; cytoplasm
Molecular function (GO): tRNA-specific adenosine-34 deaminase activity
Source: RefSeq, a predicted model, not a curated record